ACAUCAGAAUACUUUAGUAGAUAUGAGAUAAUGACUGAAUUUAUCAAUCUAAGAAACCCAAACCAUUGUCCCCUGGGUGUCUAUGUGAUGCCAUCAGCAGAGGAUCUCUAUGUAUGGCAUGGUGUGUUAUUCAUACACAAAGGAUAUUAUCGAUCUGGCACAUUUAGAUUUUGUUUAAAUAUACCAAAGGAUUACCCAAACAACCCACCUUCAGUCACUUUCUCCAAAGAUGUCUUUCAUCCCCUCGUAGAUGACUAUGGCAAUGUUUGUAUAUCUCAACAGUUUCCUAAAUGGAGACCUUAUCAAGAUUAUAUAUUCCAUGUACUUCAUUAUCUGAAAAAUAUGUUCAAGAAGGUCAUGUUACUCGAAUUGACGCAAAAUGAUAGAUACCGUACAGACAAACCCAUUUUUCAUAAACUAGCACAACAAUGUGCUCAACUGUCAAUAACAGAAUCAUUCUUAUUCGAACAUGUUCCAGAAGAUAAUAUGAUUCGGUUUUCACCUUUAAGUGAAUCAAAAUUUGAUGAAUUGAAAGCACAAAUAUUGAGCACUGCCACUGUAAGUUGA
Molecule: messenger RNA, 567 nt
Organism: Rhizopus microsporus ATCC 52813
Lineage: Eukaryota; Fungi; Mucoromycota; Mucoromycetes; Mucorales; Rhizopodaceae
Product: UBC-like protein
Exons: 4
Source: RefSeq, a predicted model, not a curated record